GCCGCGGCGAGCGCGCGGGACGGGGCCCGAGGCCGGGUGCGAGCCGAGGCACCGGGCGGCGGCGGCGCGCGCCAUGUCGUUCAGUGAGAUGAACCGCAGGACGCUGGCGUUCCGAGGAGGCGGGUUGAUCACCGGCGGCGGCGGCGGCCCCACGAACAAUAACGCCGGCGGGGAGGCCUCGGCUUGGCCUCCGCAGCCGCAGCCACGACAGCCCGCGCCGCCCGCGCCGCAGCAGCCCAAUGGGCGCGGGGCCGACGAGGAAAUGGACUCGGAGGGCCUGGAGCCCCAGGACUCGGAGGCCUCCGCCGGGGCGGCCGCCGCCGAGGACGCCAAGGAGUUGCUGCUCCCUCAGGACGCGGGCGGCCCCGCCUCGCUGGGCGGCGGCGCGGGGGGCCCCCUGCUAGCGGAAAGGAACCGUCGGACUCUGGCCUUCCGCGGGGGAGGCGCCGGGGGUCUCGGCAACAAUGGCAGCAGCCGCGGCCGCCCGGAGACCUCGGCGUGGCCCCUCAGGCAUUUCAAUGGGCGCGGGCCGGCGGCCGUGGAGCUGGAGCUGGACGCGCUGGAGGGGAAGGAGUUGAUGCAGGACGGCGCGUCCCUGAGCGACAGCACCGAGGACGAGGAGGAGGGGGCGAGCCCGGGCGACGGCAGUGGGGCGGAAGGCGGCAGCUGCAGUAGCAGCAGGCGGUCGGGAGGCGAUGGCGGGGACGACGCGGAGGGCAGCGGUGUGGGAGCUGGCGACGGAGAGGCUGUCCAGCACUUCCCGCUCGCGAGGCCCAAGUCCCUCCUGCAGAAGCUCCAGUGCUCCUUCCAGACCUCUUGGCUCAAGGACUUCCCGUGGCUGCGCUACUCCAGGGAUACCGGCCUCAUGUUCUGCGGCUGGUGCCACAAGCCCCCCGAGGAUGGCGGCGGCGCGGACCUGUCCCCGGUGGGGCACGACGAGCUUUCGCGAGGGACCCGCAACUACAAGAAGACCCUGCUCCUCAGGCACCACGUCUCCACCGAGCACAAACUCCACGAAGCCAACGCCCAGGAGUCAGAAAUACCGUCAGAGGAGGGGUACUGUGACUUUAAUAGUAGGCCAAAUGAGAACUCUUAUUGCUAUCAACUUCUUCGUCAACUAGAUGAGCAGAGAAAGAAAGAUAUUCUUUGUGAUGUCAGCAUUGUGGUGAGCGGGAAAAUCUUUAAAGCUCAUAAGAACAUCCUGGUUGCAGGCAGCCGUUUCUUUAAGACUUUAUAUUGUGUUUCAAACAAAGAAAGCCCUAACCAAAACAAUACUACCCACUUAGAUAUUGCUGCAGUUCAAGGUUUUUCAGUCAUCUUGGACUUCCUGUAUUCUGGGAACCUGGUGCUCACAAGCCAAAAUGCCAUUGAAGUGAUGACAGUGGCCAGCUACCUUCAAAUGAGCGAAGUUGUCCAAACUUGCCGAAAUUUCAUUAAAGAUGCCUUAAAUAUAAGCAUUAAGUCAGAAGCUCCAGAGUCUGUGGUUGUGGACUAUAAUAAUAGGAAACCAGUUAAUAGAGAUGGCCUAACUUCAUCAAGGGAUCAAAAAAUCGCCAGCUUCUGGGCGACACGGAAUCUUACCAGUUUGGCAAGUAGUAUAAAAAUUGAAAAUGAUGCUUGUAAUGUCGACGAGGGCCAAAUAGAAAACUACCAGAUGAAUGACAGUAAUUGGGUCCAGGAUGCUUCUCCUGAAUUGGCUGAAAAUGAAUCUCAAGUUAAAACAAAAGUGUUUAUUUGGAAUAAUGUAAGCUCUCAAGAGACUGGCAAAGCAAGGAGGAAAAACCAAACUACCAAGAGAUUUGUUUAUAAUAUACCACCUAAUAAUGAAACAAAUGUAGAAGAUUGCUCAGUGAUGCAGCCACCUGUUGCCUAUCCAGAAGAAAAUAACUCCCUACUCAUCAAGGAAGAACCAGAUUUGGACGGUGCACUACUCUCAGGGUCUGAUGGCGAUAGGACCGUGAAUUCAAAUUUAUUGGCAGAAGCCUGCAGUGGUCAAGAUGCAGGUGAUGCUGGAGCAUCCCAUGACUUCAAGUAUGGUGUGAUGCCUAGCACUUCAAAUGAUUUCAAGUAUGGAUUGCUACCAAGUACUUCAAAUGAUUUCAAAUAUGGAUUGUUACCAGGUGCUUCAAAUGAUUUCAAGUAUGGAUUAUUGCCAGAAUCUUGGCCCAAACAAGAAACGUGGGAAAAUGGCAAGUAUUAUCAACAAAUACAAAAUGGUGACUCAUCUCUAAUCAUGAACAAGUUAAAAUGCCCUCACUGUACCUAUGUAGCCAAAUACAGACGAACACUAAAAAGACACUUGCUCAUUCAUACUGGAGUGAGAUCGUUUAGCUGUGACAUUUGUGGGAAGCUGUUUACUAGAAGAGAACAUGUAAAAAGACAUUCCCUGGUGCAUAAAAAGGAUAAGAAAUACAAAUGCAUGGUGUGUAAGAAGAUCUUCAUGUUAGCAGCCAGUGUUGGAAUAAGACAUGGAUCUCGACGCUAUGGAGUCUGUAUGGACUGUGCAGAUAAGUCACAGCCAGGAGGGCAAGAAGGUGUAGAUCAGGGACAGGAUGCAGAGUUCCCUCGGGAUGAAGAGUACGAGGAGAAUGAAGGAGGAGAGCCUGAUGAAGAGCUGGCUGAGAAUGGAGAAGACCAGAAUGAUGCGUCUCGAUGGGAUGAAUCGGGAGAUGUCUGUAUGUCUCUGGAUGCUUAACUGACCUUACUAUAUUCCUCAAGAAUGCUGCAUUUGGACAUACUAUGAAUCGACAAUUUGGAUUGUUGAACUUGAAGGCUUGCAAAAUAUGGUACAUGCUGGAUGGUAGUUACGUUGCUGUGAAAAACUGUAGGGUUAAAGCCUUAUAGCAAAAAAAAAAUUUUUUUUUAUAUUUGCACAGGACUGUACAGCAAACAACCAUGUGGUUGGAUACAUGGAGUCCCCACAUUCAGUCAGUUAUCAAAGUAAAAUAUUUUUUAUUUAUAGGAUAUACAGUUAACUAUUUGGGUUCUAUGAAAAUAUAGUACUUGUCCUUUCUAGAGGUUACAUUCAUGUACUACUGUAACAUGAAUGAAGAAAAUCCAUUUGUGGAAGUACAGUGACAGUUGACCCAAUCACUCUGUCAAUCAAACCACUCAGGCUAGUUUGUACUAGUAGAGUUUUGUUUCUAUUUUUAUUUUAUUAAUUUUAUUUUUUUUAAUAGAGAUUUUCAGUGAGGGGCUUUUUCAACCCCAUUGGUUCUAUUUUCUUGUAUUUUUUUCAUUUUAUUUGCUUUAUAACUUAAACCAAGUCUCUUCUAGUCUUAGAUAUUAUUUCUGAAUUCUGUGCUGAUAGGCAUGUUUAUAAGAACUGGAGAGGUAAUUUAUUGGAAUGAACUGACUCCCCUUCCUUCCUUCCACUUUGACAUGAAUUUUCCCACUGCACAAAUGAAGAAUGAUGUUACGACGUUGCCAUGGUGAAGCUGACAAACCACUAAAAUGAUGAUGACUUAGAAGUGACUUUCUCCUGCUGCUCUAAUUCGAUAAAUGGUUACUAUAUAAUGUUUUCUGACAUAGUUUUUGGUUUUGGGUAUCUGUUACUUUGGCACUAUUCUUGUUUGCCUCUUAAAUUUUGCCAGUGUACUAUACCUCAGCCUUAUUUGAAAUACAGAAGUCUAAUUGAAGAAAAGUCAUAGAAAAACACAUAAAAUUAUUUGUUUUAUAAUUUAUCAUCCAUGUCCAGUUUGGUUAGCUUGUUAUGCAAAAUAAGUGAAAUAUCAGGGUUUUCUCCCCCUGUGCCCUUUUUUUAAAAUCAUUAAAAUUAACCCAAAAUGUGCAUUCUCUUUUGUUUCAUGCUUACCGGGAUAUUGAGUGAUAUAAAUUGUGGCUGUUAAUUUGUUUUUCCAUUCCUUAAAGUCACCAUACCUUGAUGAAAUCUUUAUAGUCACCAUGAUUCAACAAACUGCAGAAAUCUUACAAAUAAAAUGUUGAGAGCCUUUAUUGUUCCAUUAUCUAAAUUCUUUAGGAGUCAAAGAGUGAUUCAUUGAGUUGAAAUUGUUAGAUUUAUUUUGUCUGGUGACAUGAACUGGCUGACAGUGGAACUUGAGCAGCCUUCUACAUGCUAACAUGACGACAUGGAUCAAGAGCAUAUUGUAUACUAGAGAAGAGUGAGAGACAGCAUAUUUUCAACUUUCUUUUGAAUACAAAUUGAGUAUAUUUUCCUAUUUUAUAUCAAGUAACUAAAGUGGGCCAGUUGUGUGGAAGAAACCACAGAGCCUCUUUGACAGACACAAUCUUUUUGGUGCUCCGUCUGGUCAAAGUUGAAAAGUUGAUUUCCAUUUAAAGAGACAAACUUGAUCAUUGCCUCUGAUUUCAGUAGAAUGAUGGUUUGAUACUGGUCAGUGACUUUCUGUGUGGCUAGAUGAGAGAUGAAAUGUUAGUGUUCCAUUGUGAGAUGCCCCCAUGGCCCUCAACUGUAUGGUAGUCUCUGCACACCUGGGAGCCUGGCAGAAGACUAGUUCAGGUUUGAGUUUUGUUUAAAAUGAAGAGUACACCUUAUUCUCAGUGUUUGAAACAAAUGAGUAAAAUGUAACUCUAGUAAAGUCCAAAGUAGACAUAGUUGGGCAGAAAUAUUAUGAAUGAAAAAGUAUUUUAAACGUAAAAUGUUCUGCUUUGUGAAUAUGUAAGUAUAGUAUAAAGAUUUCUUUCAUCCCAUUUAUCCCCUUCCUUUAAAAUAAACCAUAGUUUACAAUUGGUAGAUCUGUCUAUAUUAUAAAUAUAUAUUAAAGAGCAAAUAUAUAUAUUUAAAAAAUCACCUAAAUCUGCUUUAUUAGACAGUAGUUCACUUAUUGCAUAGAAACUGGACUUGGUUUUACAUCCUUAAUGUACUUUAUUUUACUCGAGAUAUGACCUUAUCUUGAAACAGAAUUUCUUUUAUUACUUAAAUCAUUUAUGUAUAUCUGGUAAAUUAUGACCAAAUUUUUGUUAGAUUGCAUACAGUAAAUUGAAAUACACAUUUGGUACACUACGGGGUUGUUGUGCUUUUGUUUUGAUUUUAGUUGGAAACAGGUUUGAUGUAGAUGACUUAUUACUGUUAAUUUAAAAUAUUCUAUAAUUGUCCAUUGCCUUUUAUGUCGUGUUGUGACAGAUUUGGCUAUAUUUUUAGUCAUCUGAAAUAUACUUUAAAAAGUUUGUUUUUAGGUAAUCCAAAGGAAAAAAUGUUUAUACUCUUGAAUAUAUAUUUGCCUCAGCCUAUAUAAGUUUCUUUGAAGUAAACACUUUACCAGAACAGAAUUGACAGAUUUUUCUACUUGCUGACUGCCUAAGUUAUUUUGUUUCAUGGUCUUGAGGGAUCGCCUUUUUCCCUUUGAGAUCUUUUUUAAAAAAUAGUUUUAGUACUAAGGUAUACUACUGGACGUUUCUAUUUUUUUAAGUAUAUUCCUUUUCUGACAAUACAACUUCAGGAAGUUGAUAAAUUGCUUAAGAACUUUUGAUUGGUCUCAGAAAGGUAAUGGAUUGGAUACUCAUGAUUUUGUCUGGAAGUCUGACAGAGUUAUGUUGUACAUUUGGUGAAGUUUUUCUUGUAAUUUAUAUUUUAAAUAAAAUAUUUUUAGAGUUUUUAAUUUUAA
This is a messenger RNA of Microtus oregoni (creeping vole), 5582 nucleotides long. RefSeq names its product zinc finger and BTB domain-containing protein 10. Lineage: Eukaryota; Metazoa; Chordata; Mammalia; Rodentia; Cricetidae. Gene Ontology annotation, biological process: regulation of transcription by RNA polymerase II. The record is from RefSeq and is a predicted model, not a curated record. Gene Ontology annotation, molecular function: DNA-binding transcription factor activity, RNA polymerase II-specific; RNA polymerase II cis-regulatory region sequence-specific DNA binding; protein binding. The transcript has 6 exons. Bases 74 to 2695 code for a protein of 873 amino acids.